Molecule: messenger RNA, 1050 nt
Organism: Erigeron canadensis
Lineage: Eukaryota; Viridiplantae; Streptophyta; Magnoliopsida; Asterales; Asteraceae
Product: myb-related protein 315-like
Exons: 3
Coding region: 217-1050 (277 amino acids)
Source: RefSeq, a predicted model, not a curated record
UUUAAUUUUAGGGCUUUUAUAAGAAAUCAUAUAUAUACAUGCAUGUAUCAUGAUCAAACAAACUAUAGAUACAUGUUUUUAAUAUUCAAGAAUUAUCUGUCGGAGGAAUCUUUGUGGUGUUUAUAAAAGGGCUCGUUUUGUUUUUGUGUGUUCGGGAGAUAUAGUACAAGAAACAAGACCACGCAACGACGACUAGCUAGCUUAAUUAAAGGAUCAAUGGUGAGACAGCCUUGUUGUGAUCGAACCGGGUUGAAGAGAGGUCCAUGGACAAUGGAAGAAGAUAGGAAGCUUAUGAGUUUCAUCAUGAACAAUGGCAUCCAAUGUUGGCGAAUGGUUCCUAAGCUCGCAGGUUUGCUAAGAUGCGGGAAAAGUUGUCGAUUGAGAUGGAUUAAUUAUCUAAGGCCGGAUCUCAAAAGAGGGACACUAUCGGAAGCAGAAGAAGAUCAAAUUAUUGAACUCCAUGCUCGUCUUGGUAAUAGGUGGGCUAAAAUAGCUUCGUAUUUUCCUGGACGUACGGAUAAUGAGAUUAAGAAUCAUUGGAAUACUCGAAUCAAGAAAAAGCUAAAGAGUCAUGGAGUAGACACGACAAACACCCACAAACAUAUUGAUGAAGAAGAGCAAAAACAAUAUUCGGGAGCCACAAAUGAGCAAAAUAACAUCAUUUCAACCGAAACAAGUAUGCACACCGAUUAUGUGAAGAUUGAUGAAACAAAACAUGAACACGAAAAGAAGAUAGACGAACUUAUACUUGAAAACGACACGAACAAUAGAAAUCAUCAUGACAUGGUGUUCAAGAACGUCGACAUGGAUUCAUGGACAAACACGAUCCAAGAUACAUCGACAACAUCAAUUUCAAAAUGUUUUGAUUAUUAUUCACUUUCAUUUGAGGAUUCAAUUUCAAUCAAUCCUAAUUCUUCUUCAAUAGAAGCAUCCUCUUUAAUCGAAGGAGAUUAUUUUUCGCAACAGUUGGUUGACGAAGGAGAUUCAUUGUUGUUAUGGGACUCUUUUAGUCAACAAGAAGACCUGUUUUUUCUUCUAGGAAACAAUUAG